AUGCUUCUUAAAGGUUUGGCGCUGACCGUGGUGGUCUACUUCUUUUACUUGAUUCUAUUUUCAUCCAAAUCACCACGUUCUGCUUUCAAGAAGAACUGGACUUCCGCUAAGAACGAGGUUCGUGACGUGUUUUUGGAGUCCUGGCAUGCGUAUGAGGAUGCUGCCUUCGGUAAGGAUGUCUACCAUCCGGUGAAGGGAACUGGUGAAAAUAUGGGCCCCAAGCCACUAGGCUGGAUCAUCGUUGAUUCCUUGGAUACCAUGUUGAUCAUGGAUGCCGAGGAGGAGUUCAAACGUGCCAAAGAAUGGGUUAGAAGCGAUUUGAACUACCACUUUGACUAUGACGUGAACGUCUUUGAAACGACGAUCCGUAUGCUUGGUGGCCUCUUGUCCGCUUUCCAUUUCUCCAACGACGACAUCUUCUUGGAUAGAGCUGCUGACUUAGCCAAUGCGCUUAUCGGUGGCUUUAAUUCGCCUUCUGGCCUUCCUUACUCGUCUGUCAACUUGCUCAGUGGUGAAGGUCUUAAGAAUCAUGUUGACAAUGGCGCUUCCUCGACCGCAGAAGUUGCCACAUUGCAGCUUGAGUUUAAAUACUUGGCUAAAUUGACCGGUGAGGAAUUGUACUGGAAGAAGGCAGAGGAGAUCAUGAAGGUUUUGGAUGCCAACCAACCACAAGAUGGUCUCGUUCCUAUCUAUGUGAACCCAGAAACAGGUAAAUACCAGGGUAACUUGAUCAGAAUGGGUUCCCGUGGUGACUCUUAUUACGAGUAUUUGUUGAAGCAAUACUUGCAAACAGAGCAGCAAGAGCCAAUCUACUGGAAAAUGUACAAAGAAUCUGUGGAAGGUGUCAAGACUCGUAUGACUAGAAAGUCUCAGCCUAACGGUUUGACUUUCAUUGGCGAGCUUCCUCGUGGUGUUGGAGGUAACUUGUCUCCUAAAAUGGACCAUCUCGUUUGUUUCUACGGUGGUUUACUUGCACUCGGUGCCACAGGCGGUAAGACUUUACAGGAAGCCAAACUUCAACCCAAUUGGGACUCUGAUAAGGAGCAGGACUUCAAGUUUGGUGAAGAGUUGACGCACACAUGUUACAAGAUGUACGCAGAUGUGGUUACGGGCUUGUCGCCUGAGAUCGUUGUUUUCAACGAGGAUGCUUCGAAGGAGAGAGAUUUCUACAUCAAGCCUGCGGAUACACACAACUUGCAGAGACCAGAAACCGUUGAGUCUAUCUAUUACUUGUACAAGCUCACUGGAGAUGAGAAGUACAGAAAGUGGGGUUAUGAAAUUUUCCAAAGCUUCAUCAGACAUACCAAGGUGGUAAGCAAGAACGGCAAGACCACAUACAGCACUCUUAAGGAUGUGACUAGUCUCCAACCUUCAUUUGGCGACAACAUGGAAUCAUUCUGGCUUGCGGAAACCUUGAAGUAUUUGUAUCUCUUGUUUGACGACGAGAACAAGGUCCCUCUUGACCGCUACGUUUUCAACACAGAAGCACAUCCUUUCCCUCGUUUCGAGAUGGGCAGUUUGUUCAAGACAGGCUGGCAGAGACCAUUUGAUGAUCCAAGAAACGCAGUUAGAUUCUCUGAUGCCAUUGGCGCUCCACAGCAGACUACCAAGAAGCUGGAACCACCUGUGGACAAGAAAAAUAUACCUAAGGCUGCGCCAGCGGCGAAGAAGAUUGACGAAGAGGUUGCUGAAGAGAUGAAGAAGGACCCACUGCUUAAAGAAGAUGCCGACAAGAUCAAGAAGGCCGAGCAAGAGCUGAAGAACCUGUUCGACUUAGAGUUGAACCCGUUCGAGAGAUCCUUCGCUCCUACAGACCAGCGUCUCCGUUCAGGCGCCAACCAAGCGCCUCCCGCCAGUGUUGCUCCUGGUGAGCCACACAUGGUGAACGGCCAGAAGGCCAAACUACCACACGAUAAACCUGAAGAGACACCUACGUCGCUGGCCUCGUCGAAGCUAGAGCAGGCUCCUUCGGCCCACUCAACGGCUACUUCAGCUCUGCCCGUGCCAGAUGGCCAAGCUUCUGCUGAGAGAGAGAAUACCGAGCCUGGAUCGGCUGGCUCAAAUAAGCAUAACCUUCGGCUCCUGAAUUUUCAGAGUGUGGCUGCUUCUGAAAACCGUCUUCCAGGUCUCACUCCACCAAUUUUCACCCCGGGCGGUCGCCGUCUUCCACCUAUUCACCUUUCGCCCAACGCUGCUAUGGGCACCCCAGACACUCCGGGCUCCAGUCUAUGGAGCAGCUUACUAAGCGCUACCAACGGCCAGGGCCAUGAGGGUCAAGGCCAGGGUCAAGGACAAGGACUGAACUAUGCUCAGUUUGCCAAUAUGAUGCGUAAACUGGGACUCACUCCCAACGAUCUGAACCUACGCCUGGGCUUCACUCCGGGAGUCGGUCACCAGACAUUCAACUUUGGUCAUAUUCCAGGGCUCACUCCAGGUGGCUUGGGUAACGGCCAAAUGACACCAGGCUUGCUGAGCUUCUUGGGACUUUCUCACCACCAGGGUAGCCAGCCUGAAGGUGUACCUCCAGUAGGCCAGAACCAAUCUCCAUCUUCGCAUCCUAACCAGGCUCACAGGCAGCCUCCUCCGCCACAUCCUCCACAACAGCAGCACUUUCAGCCACCUCAACAGGCUCGUGCUCCUCCGGCUGGUCCUCCAGCUCCGGCUCAAGGCCCUCCAGCUCCAGCUCCAGCUCAAAGUCAAGCUCAAGCUCAAGCUCAAGCUCCGCCAGUUGGUGCCCCAGCUGGUCCGGAGCCCACGUUCGCUAUUCCUACGGAGCCUGCUAGACCUAUGCCUGUAGUCAAGCAAGAAGAAGAUACUGCUGCUGUUAAGGAGCCACCUGCCAAGAAAGCUAAGACUCUGGGUGGUGCAAAGAGCAAGAAGGAAAAGAAGAAGGAAGAGAAGAAGAAACCUGCCACUCCCGUCGACGAAGAAGAAGAGAAGAGAAAGCAGUUUUUGGAGCGUAACAGAGUUGCUGCUUCCAAAUGUCGUCAGCGUAAGAAGCAGCUUUUCCAGAAAAUGGAAGACGAGUUAUCUUUCUACUCUACAGGCUACCGUGAAUUGUCUGCCCAGGUUACACAGCUUCGCGAACAACUUCUCACGCUACGAGGCGUGGUAACCAGCCUCAAAAACUCUCCGGUUUUGAUCAACGCUGUUGGUGGAUACCAACAGUUGCAAAGCAUUAUCGGCCAGACUGACUACAUUGCCCAAGCAGCAGUCAACUCGCAGCCUAACUUCCAUCUGAUGCCCAGCACUAUUCCAACUACCCUCAAUGCUUCUCUGCAAGCACUGCUGCAGCUGCCUCCUCUGGAUAACAAGGCUGGGAUGAAGUACAUGGGACCAUCCCCUGGCCAGGGUCCUCAGGAGCCGCCUCAGGAUCAUCAACAUCAGCCUCCACAGCCGCAGCAUAUGCAAGCGGAUGGACAGCAGCUUGUUCAAGGCCAGAAUCAGGGUAUGGUUCAGAUGCCGUAUCAGGGCCCUAAUGUGUCUAUCCCACCGGGUGCACCCGUCGAGGAGGUACCUAGACACUUUUCAGGAGAGAUGAACGGUAUGGGUAAUAUGCAGCAGCAGAUGGAUGGUAAUGGACUCAGAAACCUGAGUAGCACGUCGAACUUACAGAAUAACAAAAUGGACUCUAGUGGAUAUCAGGGACUACGAAAUGUUGCUAGCAUGGCUAAUCUCCAGCAUAACUAG
This is a messenger RNA of Candidozyma haemuli, 3690 nucleotides long. It is a transcript of the gene MNS1, whose product is annotated as mannosyl-oligosaccharide 1,2-alpha-mannosidase. Gene Ontology annotation, biological process: carbohydrate metabolic process; N-glycan processing; regulation of DNA-templated transcription. The transcript is spliced from 2 exons. Bases 1 to 3690 code for a protein of 1229 amino acids. Gene Ontology annotation, molecular function: calcium ion binding; mannosyl-oligosaccharide 1,2-alpha-mannosidase activity; DNA-binding transcription factor activity. NCBI's taxonomy places the organism in Eukaryota, Fungi, Ascomycota, Pichiomycetes, Serinales, Metschnikowiaceae. Gene Ontology annotation, cellular component: membrane; endoplasmic reticulum. The record is from RefSeq and is a predicted model, not a curated record.